Molecule: messenger RNA, 216 nt
Organism: Trichoderma gamsii
Lineage: Eukaryota; Fungi; Ascomycota; Sordariomycetes; Hypocreales; Hypocreaceae
Exons: 2
Coding region: 1-216 (71 amino acids)
Source: RefSeq, a predicted model, not a curated record
AUGCAAUCUUUCGUCUUUGUCCUUGCUCUACUCGCCUCUGCGGCCAUGGGAAUGCCUUCUGAGCUCAAUAAGCGAGUCAACUGCUGUCUCUACUACCCUGGUGCCAAGUCCAACUGCCAGGCUGACUGCAUUGAUCCGUCAUUCUGCAAGGCAUAUGGCAUUCCCCAGACGGGAUAUUGGUGUGACUGCGGUCCAGCUGCGAACUGCAAUUCUUAA